Messenger RNA from Papaver somniferum (opium poppy), 1300 nucleotides. Its product is annotated as cell division control protein 48 homolog B-like. The transcript has 8 exons. The coding region runs from base 1 to 1245 and encodes 414 amino acids. NCBI's taxonomy places the organism in Eukaryota, Viridiplantae, Streptophyta, Magnoliopsida, Ranunculales, Papaveraceae. The record is from RefSeq and is a predicted model, not a curated record. Gene Ontology annotation, molecular function: ATP hydrolysis activity; ATP binding.
AUGGAUAUCAACGAAGAGGAGCGCUUUCAAAUCCUCCAGCUUUACUCAAAAAAGCUUCCACUGGACUCCAGUGUCGACCUGCAAGCCAUAGCUGCAUGGUGCAAUGGAUACGUUGGAGCAGAUUUAGAAGCUUUGUGUCGGGAAGCUGCAAUGUCCGCAGUUAGGAGAUCAUCAGACACAAGCAAAGAUGGUUUAAUAUCUAGCUUAACACUGGACGACUGGAACCAUGCAAGAUCAGUGGUCGGUCCAAGCAUAACAAGAGGUGUUACGGUCGAAAUCCCUAAGGUGUCGUGGGAUGAUAUUGGAGGUCUAAACGAUUUAAAGAAAAAACUUCAGCAAGCGGUUGAGUGGCCUAUUAAACAUGCUGAGGCAUUUGAGAGGUUGGCAAUAUCACCAGUACGUGGGGUUCUUCUACAUGGACCUCCUGGAUGCUCAAAGACUACCCUCGCCAAGGCUGCCGCGCAUGCUGCUCAAGCUUCAUUUUUCUCUUUGAGUGGUGCAGAAUUAUAUUCGAUGUAUGUUGGAGAAGGAGAAGCUUUAUUACGGAAUACAUUUCAAAGGGCUAGACUUGCAGCACCUAGUAUAAUAUUCUUCGAUGAGGCUGAUGUGGUUGCUAGCAAGCGAAGUGAUAGCUCAAGCAACAGCGCUGCUAUUGGUGAGAGACUUCUAUCUACUUUGCUAACUGAAAUGGAUGGCUUAGAACAGGCUAAGGGAAUUCUUGUAUUGGCUGCUACAAAUCGUCCACAUGCUAUUGAUGCUGCACUCAUGCGGCCUGGUCGCUUUGAUUUGGUUCUUUAUGUACCACCACCUGAUCUAGAAGCUCGCCAUGAGAUAUUGCGGGUGCAUACCCGUAAUAUGAAGGUUAGCGAUGAUGUUGAUCUUAGACAGGUUGCAGAAGAGACCGAUCUUUUCACUGGUGCUGAACUGGAAGGCCUUUGUAGAGAAGCUGGAAUGGUAGCUCUUAGAGAAGAUAUCACCGCAGCAGUAGCUCUCAAUCGUCAUUUCCAAACAGUGAAGGAAUCAUUAAAACCUGCAUUAACUAGAGAAGCAGUCGAUAAGUACGCCUCUUUUAAGAAGAACCCUUAUUCUAAGUCGAUAAAGGAAUGCAGACUGAACCAGAAGCAGCAGCAGACAAGCAAGUUUCCAGAAAACCUAAUGAGUCAAUUAAAAGUUGGGGCAAUAACCUUUGUACUAGUAUAUGUUGGUUGCCGUUUUCUGAAAAGCAGAUCGUACAUGAAAAUAUAGUUCCCGUCAAGUGAGCACAAGCAAAAAGAUUAUUGGCUGUAUAGCUUGUACUCAA